Molecule: messenger RNA, 2742 nt
Organism: Enhydra lutris kenyoni (northern sea otter)
Lineage: Eukaryota; Metazoa; Chordata; Mammalia; Carnivora; Mustelidae
Gene: KEL
Product: Kell blood group, metallo-endopeptidase
Biological process (GO): protein processing
Cellular component (GO): plasma membrane
Molecular function (GO): metalloendopeptidase activity
Source: RefSeq, a predicted model, not a curated record
UCCACCUCUCCAGAACAAAUGAACUGGGGUGGGGGUAGGAGGGAGGCCAUUUUCCUGAACCUGUUUUCAGACUCAGCACUUAGAGCAGAACCAGGAAGCUUCUGGGAGCCAGAGAGGACUGAGAGAGGUUCAGGAGGGUGGAGACCAGAGUGGGGAAGAACCCGGGCCGGGGGAAUGAGCCGGGCAGGUGGAAUGAGACCUCCCCGGAACCAGGAGAGAUCUCCAGAAGAAAGUCUGCCCACUGCCACUGAACCCAGUGGACAGUGGUCCGUGGUCAAGAGGGUGCUAAUGGCUGGCCUGCUUUUCAGUGUGCUCCUUGGUUUCUCUGUGCUUUUGGUGUACAUCUUCCGGAGCUGUGGCCCUCGUAAGCAUGAUCCUGGAAGCCCCCAACCUAGUCAGCCCUUCCUCAUCGGGGGAAGCCUCUGCCUGCCUGGCAACCCCGAGGCUUUGUGCCUUGGACUUACUCACCACUUACCCUACCUGACCCACUCCUCUCUCCCCACUUCCCAACUUCUUCCUCCCCAUCUGCUCCUGGUCUUGGCUUCCUCACAGGGUCCCUCUCCCCUUUCUUCACCAGGCAUUCCUUUACCUAGCCCCUUGGGGGAGCCCUGUCCCUUUCUCUUUCUCUCUCCCUCUCCCAGUUCUGAGCGUUUCCCCACAGGCCCCUGUACGACUCCUGUGUGUUGGGAUCUCCUGGCUCGUUACCUGGCCUCUGGAAACACCAGUGUGGCCCCCUGCACCGAUUUCUUCAGCUUUGCCUGUGGACAGGCCAAAGGGACCGAUUAUUCUUUCCAGGCUCUUGCAGAGGAGAAUAAGAGCCGACUUCGGAGAAUACUGGAAGCCCCAGGUUCCUGGCACCUGGGCUCUGGAGAGGAGAAAGCCUUCCAGUUCUACAGGUCCUGCAUGGACACAGAUGCCAUCGAAGCUGUUGGGGCUGCCCCCCUCAGACAAGUCAUUGAGGAGCUUGGAGGCUGGCGAAUCUCCGGUAAUUGGACUUCCUUAGACUUUAACCGAACUCUGAGACUUCUGAUGAGUCAGUAUGGUUAUUUUCCAUUCUUCAGAGCCUAUCUACGACCUCGUCCCACCCCUCCAUACUCGCCAGUCAUCCAGAUAGACCAGCCAGAGUUUGAUGUUCCCCUCAAGCAAGAGCAGGAACAGAAGAUCUAUGCUCAGAUUGUGCGGGAAUACGUGACUUAUCUGAACCAGCUGGGAACCUUGCUGGGAGGAGAACCAAACAAAGUGCAAGAACAUGCCUACCUAUCCAUCUCCAUUACCUCGCAGCUGUUUCAGUUUCUAAGGCCCCUGGAGCAGCGGCGGGCACAGGGAAAGCUCUUCCACAUGGUCACUAUUGACCAACUGCAGGAAAUGGCUCCUGCCAUCGACUGGUUGUCCUGCUUGCAAGCAACAUUCACGCCAAUGCCGUUGAGCCCUUCCCAGCUUCUCUUGGUCCAUGACCUGGAGUAUUUGAAAAACAUGUCUCAACUGGUGGAAGAGCAGCUGUCGAAUCACAGAGACUUUCUGCAGAGCCAUAUGAUCUUGGGGCUGGUGAGGACCCUUUCUCCAGCCCUGGACAGUAAAUUCCAAGAGGCACGCAGAUCAUUGAUCCAGAAACUGGGGGAGCUGACCGAAAGACCACCUAUGCCUUCCCGCCCUCGAUGGAUGAAGUGUGUGGAGGAUACAGGAACCUUCUUCAAGCCUACUCUGGCAGCCUUGUUUGUCCGUGAGGCCUUCAACCCGAGCACCCAAAGUGCUGCUAUGGAAUUAUUCACUGCAAUCAAGAAUGCCCUCAUCAGCCGCCUCAGAAGGAUUCCCUGGAUGGAUGAGAAUACCUGGAAAGAGGCCCAGAACAGGGUCACCCAACUGCAGGUGAAGAUGGGGGCCCCAGAAUGGGCCCUGGAGCCAUCACAGGCCAGACAGGAAUACAACGAUAUACAGCUUGGACCCAGCUACCUGCAGUCCUUCCUGAGCUGUGUCCGAUCCCUCCAAGCUAGAAUUGUCCAGAGCUUCUUGCAGUCUUUCCCCUACCACAGGUGGCAGGUAUCCCCCUGGGGGGUCAAUGCUUAUUAUUCAAUACCUGACCAUGUGGUGGUCUUCCCAGCUGGACUCCUCCAACCGCCAUUCUUCCACCCUGGCUACCCCAGAGCCGUGAACUUUGGCGCUGCUGGCAGCAUUAUGGCCCAUGAGCUGUUGCACAUCUUCUACCAGCUCUUACUCCCUGGGGGCUGCCCGGCCUGUGACACCCGUGCCCUACAGGGGGCGCUGCUGUGCAUGAAACACCACUAUGAGACCAUUCCCUUACCCAAUGGAACCUCCUUCAAUGGAUCUCGGACAUUCCUGGAGAAUGCUGCAGACAUUGGGGGGCUGGCCAUUGCACUGCAGGCAUAUAGCAAAAGGCUGUUAUGGCACCAUGGGGAGACCACACUGCCGAACCUGGACCUCAGUCCUCAGCAACUCUUCUUCCGAAGCUAUGCCCAGGUGAUGUGUAGGGAGCCUGGCACCCAGGAGCCCCAGGAUCCUCACAGCCCACCCACCCUUCGAGUCCACGGGCCACUCAGCAACACCCCAGCUUUUGGCAGACAUUUCCACUGUCCACACGGUACCCUCUUGAACCCCUCUAGCCACUGCCAACUCUGGUAGCCUGGCUACCACAGAGACUUCAAUCAGGUGUCACAACGUCUCCCUGCUCCGUCCAUAGAAUUAGGCGGCAAUUGCCUCUUUCCCUUCCAAAAAUAAAAGCUGGCA